Molecule: messenger RNA, 5028 nt
Organism: Rhinopithecus roxellana (golden snub-nosed monkey)
Lineage: Eukaryota; Metazoa; Chordata; Mammalia; Primates; Cercopithecidae
Gene: SUCNR1
Product: succinate receptor 1
Biological process (GO): G protein-coupled receptor signaling pathway
Cellular component (GO): plasma membrane
Molecular function (GO): G protein-coupled receptor activity
Source: RefSeq, a predicted model, not a curated record
CGUCCAGCGGCACAGCACUGGGUCAGAAGGUACAUCCUGCUGCUGGCAGGGUUCCUGUCAAGGCAUCAGGUCUUUCAAGAGAAAGAUUUACUCCUUCCCUAUUUCUCCGUCAAUCCCCAACCUUCUGGACUACGGUUAUGGUUUAACUCAGCAGAAUUUGUUGAGCAACUACGAUAUGCUGGGGACCGUGGCAUGGAAUGCAACUUGCGAAAACUGGCUGGCAGCAGAGGCUGCCCUGGAAAAGUACUACCUUUCCAUUUUUUAUGGGAUUGAGUUCGUUGUGGGAAUCCUUGGAAAUACCAUUGUUGUUUAUGGCUACAUCUUCUCUCUGAAGAAUUGGAACAGCAGUAAUGUCUAUCUCUUUAACCUCUCUAUCUCUGACUUAGCUUUUCUGUGUACCCUCCCCAUGCUGAUAAGCAGUUAUGCCAAUGGAAACUGGACAUAUGGAGACGUGCUCUGCAUAAGCAACCGAUAUGUGCUCCAUGCCAACCUCUAUACCAGCAUUCUCUUUCUCACGUUUAUCAGCAUAGAUCGAUAUUUGAUAAUUAAGUAUCCUUUCCGAGAACACCUUCUGCAAAAGAAAGAGGUUGCUAUUUUAAUCUCCUUGGCCAUUUGGGUUUUAGUAACCUUAGAGUUACUGCCCAUACUUCCCCUUAUAAAUCCUGUUAUAACUGACAAUGGCACCACCUGUAAUGAUUUUGCAAGUUCUGGAGACCCCAACUACAACCUCAUUUACAGCAUCUGUCUAACACUGUUGGGGUUCUUUAUUCCUCUUUUUGUAAUGUGUUUCUUUUAUUACAAGAUUGCUCUCUUCCUAAAGCAGAGGAAUAGACAGGUUGCUACUGCUCUGCCCCUUGAAAAGCCUCUCAACUUGGUCAUCAUGGCAGUGGCAAUCUUCUCUGUGCUUUUUACACCCUAUCAUGUCAUGCGGAAUGUGAGGAUCGCUUCACGCCUCCGGAGUUGGAAGCAGUAUCAAUGCGCUCAGGUCGUCAUCCACUCCUUUUACAUUGUGACACGACCGUUGGCCUUUCUGAACAGUGUCAUCAACCCUGUCUUCUAUUUUCUUUUGGGAGAUCACUUCAGGGACAUGCUGAUGAAUCAACUGAGACACAACUUUAAAUCCCUUACCUCCUUUAGCACAGCUCAUGAACUCCUAUUUUCAUUCAGAGAAAAGUGAGGUGUUUGUGAAACAGAUUGUUUUACAAAUGCAUCUGUAAGCCAGUUAGAGUUUGCUUGAACUCGUAGACAUCAAUCAGAGUGUGUCACAGAUUUAACCUUCAUCUAAAGACAAGUUGUAUCCAGAGUAUGCGAAAAGAAUGGGACGAUAAGAAUGUACCAGUUUCUUCUCCUAAGAACUGAAAGGAGUUGGAUUGCCUCAUGUUUGGGUAACUCCAAAAUACUAGGUGUUAUAAGACUUUCUCACUCAGUGCAGAAAUGGAAGAUAUAUAAAGCAACAAGUUGUCUGCAUUUGAUCAUUGGUCAGAUUGUAAAAAAAAAAAAAAAAAAAAAAAAAUGUUUAGGCAACAUUCUCUAUGUUAUUCUCAUUCCUAUGAUCCUAGAACUUUAUGUGAGAACUGAAUAGCAGAAGAUGUAUUAUUAAAUAUUUUUCAGAAGUUGUGCUGUUAAGCAAAUUUAAAGUCAACAGUAACAAUGAUUAAGAAAGCAAUAUAAGAAAGCAAUAUAAUGAGUUCAAGGAUAUCGAUCUGAUAUAUUUUUUAUAUUCAUCAUGAAUCGGGGUAGUCUUUUAAUUUAUCUAUCCUUUUUUGUUGUAUGGUUUAUAGUGGAAAGAAUCUUAAUUUAAAUUAAAAAGAACCUAAAGAGAUAAUUCAACAAAAGUAGAGAAUAUGUUUGAGCUUGUCAGGAAAUUUAGAUAUUGAAAUACUAGAGAGAUACACCAAGGAUAUUUGAAUAAUAAUAAAAAAAAAAGAUUUGUAGAACACAAAGUGCCUAUUGGGAAACCCAAAGCAAAACAGAGCAAAAGUGAGUACAUAGUUUUAAAUGAUGAUUUUGCCAUCUGGCAUUUUAUUAUCAUAAUUUGACCACCAGUGCAUGAAAAUAUAUUAAAGUUCAUUAGCCUUCUGCUCUUGAUUUAAUAGUGAACUUUAAAAUAUAUUAAUAUCAUAAACCAGCAAAUGAGGACAAAUAAACUGAUAAUAGUAGAUUCAUUGGGAUAGUUUUCCCUUUUGGAGGGAAAGUCACAAUUUUUUUCCAUGAUCCCCUUUUUUUAUAAACACUGGAAUAAUUUACAAGGAUAACUUUAUUGCAGCGAGAGUAAAUCACAUCUGGAGUGAGCCUUGCUUUCAUGCAACAUUACUGUAAGAUCAUUGGAGUAAAUGUUUCAAACAAAAUGUACUUUAUGAAAUUAUAGAACAUAAAAAUAUUUAUGUGCUUAUUAAUCUGUAUUAUCCCAGGAGGGUUAAUGAGGCACCAUAACAUGCAUAAAACAAAUGUAGGGAAAAAAAUGGGUGCUGCAUUAACUUUUUAAAGUCAAAGAAGUGCCACAUAAUAAUUCCCUGAUAUGCAACAUAAAGUGUCUAUGGCCACAUAUCUAAGUUCCUUUCCUUGAUGUCAUUAGCUAUAAGGAGUGAGUAAUGUGAAGGAUAAAAUAAGCAUUAUGAAUACAGAGACACAAAAUUCCACUGUCCUUCCUUUUCUGAAAUACUCUGGGAGGUAUUCUGAUAUUUUUUAAUCUGUCAAUUUUCCCAGUUAAUAUCUCUAGACCUCAAACAACUGAAAUAUUAUAAAAAUGCAUUAGUCACAAAAGAUUUAUUUUCUUACAUUGCACUAAGCUUCAAGAUAUUUUCUGCCAUGCCUUGCCUUUAGUAUAAAUAUUAUAAAAAUUUCAUUGUAAUUUUAUAACUGCCUAAUAACAAACUGAAAACAGAACUUCCGAGUUUCCUCAUCAGAAAGGGCCACAGAAAAGGCCUUAGGAAAGAAACAUUCACUUACUUCUGUGAACUUGGCAAUCUGUAAUUUAACUUUAAUUUGUAUUUUAUGCAUGAAUUUUACUUGUAAAGAUGAAAUUAAAUUUGCUUCCCCUACACCCCAACUCCAAGAAGUCACAGGAAUGGACUCUUUCUAAUAGUGCAGUGAAAUAUUUUUUCAAACCGUAAACACACACAUAUACAUAUAACUUGUAAACAAGAGGUUAAGACAUUUUAUAGCACAUUUAAAAAUUAUUUUCUUCCUCAAAUCUAUCAUGUGGUAACUUAAUCCUUAACAGACUUUAAGGCCCUAAACUAAAAGUAUAAGAGGUAUUUCAUUUGCUUUUUGUACUGGGUAAUUGUAAGAAUCACAAACAAUAAAUCAUGGAAAUCCUUUCUGGGUUUGUGGUUUUUAAGGAAAUAGUAUUGAACUUUUGUAUUUUGUCUUUUAAUUGGCUCCCUGGUAUCUUCAGAAUGAUGUCUAAACUAUUUGGUCCAGAUUCUUCAAUCUGGACCCAUCUACUCUUCUUAUGUUAUCUCCUAUCACUGUUGUCACAAACCAUACCUUAUAGCUAAAGAUUGCUACUUUAGUUUAUUAUAUUCAGAACUUUCUUCACUUUGUACCCCUGUUGCUCAUCUUGGUUCCAUCAUACCUGCAUAUAUAAGAAUUCUAAACAUUUUUGAAGGUUCAUCUCAUCUGUCAUUCCUUUUUGAAGCUUGCCCUUAUAUCCUCUCUUCCCCAAAUCUAAAAGUAAAAUUUUCUACCACUGGAGCUUCAGAUACUUUUUUUUUUUAAUGGCUAUUUUUUUUAAUUUCAAAGUUUUUGGGGACCAGGUGGUGCUUGGUUACAUGAAUAAGUUCUUUAGUGGUGAUUUGUGAGAUUUGGGUGCACCCAUCACCCAAGCAGUGUACAUUGUACCCAAAGUGUAGCCUUUUAUUCCUCACGCCCUACCCACACUUUCUCCACAGUCCCCAAAGCCCAUUGUAUCAUUCCUUUGUUGUUGCAUCCCCAUAGCUUAUCUCCCAAUUAUGAGUGAGAAUAUAUGAUGUAAAAAACACAAAAAUGAAGUUAACAUCAUUACAUACAUUUGUGAACACAAACUUUCAUACAUUUAACUCAAUUGAGGAUAUUAAAUAAUGUUAUAAAAAUGAAAAAAAAAAAGAAAGUAGGCCAAGAAGAUUUAAUAUAUGGUUAACAGAAACUCCUUAUGAAGAAAAUCAAAACAGGAGAAUACUAAGAAGUAUAAUUUUUUAAAAAGCCUCAAAUAAAAAAAAUAAUAUUCUCCUAAGACCACUAUGUGUGUAACGUGGAAUAAAGUAAUUGUGGAAUCAUCUACUUCUACCAAUUGCUAUAUCUUUGAGAAUUAUAAUUCUCCAAUUCUCCAUAUAAAGAAAGGAAAUACACAUAAAAUAUAAAGUUACAUCAAAGACUCUGGAGAGUUGGAUAGAAUUGGAGACCAUUAUUCUAAGUGAAGUAACUCAGGAAUGAAAAAGCUUCAGAUACUUUUAAUACUACUUAUUUGAAUUUCAUUAUUUUUAUUACAGUUAUUUAGAUUUAAGUCAACUCCAAGGUCUGUGAGUUGAAAAUUAUACCUAAUUAUUAUUGUCUUCAUAACAGAGAACUUUUAAAAUUAUGGUUUAUUGUAAGUCAAUGUCUUACAGAACAAACUCAGAGUCAAGCUUCUUUUGAAUGUGCAUAAUCAAGCUAUUUUCUGUCAUCAUUACUUUAACAAGUAACAUUAUUUUCUAUGAAGAAUAGGGUGCAUAUACAUAAACCCAUGUGCCAGUUGCCAUUGCACUGCCUCUCACAUUUUCCUCUAGACUUUUGAGCAUAGUUUUAAUGACUGUUUGAAAUCUCUGUCUCAUCGUUCCAAAUCUGGGUCAUCUUGGAGUUGGUCUUCACUGGUGCCUUUUCUCUUAAGUAUGGGUCAUAAUUUUCCUGUUUCUCUAUAUGUCUAGUAAAUUAGAAUUUUAUUCUAGAUGAUGAAUAAUGUGUGGCAGAGAUUCUGGAUUCUGUUACAUUCUAUCAAAGAGUAUUGAUAUUUUUGUAUAUACAUUUACAAAUGUACAUGUAUACAAUAAUAAAAAUAAUAUUUUUUUCUCA